AGGACUUUAAACAAGUUACACUAUCUGAUGACUCUUCAAUGGAGCUGGAGAGUCCUCAAAAGACAGCGAUUUCUGAUGUCCAUUUAAAACAGUUUAAAAAAGAAGAAUUAUUAAGAAAUUUAGAUUUUGAAUUAAAACAAAGACUUGAACAAAUUGAAUCUUACUUUCUAUUGUUACGAAAUACUUUACAAUUAUGUGGAGAAAUGCGUCUUAGUCGUGUUCCACGAGCUAUACGAAAUACUAAACUUCGAGAUUAUUAUAAACAACAUAACAUAGAAAACAAAGAAAACAAACCUGAAUCAGUCUAAUUAUUUAGUUUUAUGUUUUUUUUUUGAUUUUUUAUAUAAUUUUUUCAAAUUUUUACAACUUGUUAAGUUGUUAAAAAUAGUUUUUUUAUAUAUAUUUCUUUAGAAUGUCUUUUAUGUUUUUUUCUUAUACAAGAGAAUGAGUUAA
Molecule: messenger RNA, 453 nt
Organism: Pneumocystis murina B123
Lineage: Eukaryota; Fungi; Ascomycota; Pneumocystomycetes; Pneumocystales; Pneumocystaceae
Exons: 2
Coding region: 39-308 (89 amino acids)
Source: RefSeq, a predicted model, not a curated record